This is a messenger RNA of Hippocampus comes (tiger tail seahorse), 14481 nucleotides long. RefSeq names its product titin-like. The coding region runs from base 1 to 14481 and encodes 4826 amino acids. The record is from RefSeq and is a predicted model, not a curated record. The transcript is spliced from 65 exons. Lineage: Eukaryota; Metazoa; Chordata; Actinopteri; Syngnathiformes; Syngnathidae.
AUGCACCGCGCUCCGGUUCCCGAGGUGUCGUGGUUUCGGGACGGCCAGGUUCUCUCUGCCGCCGCGUUGCCAGGCGUUCAGAUCUCGUUCAGCGACGGCCACGCUGUUCUGAGCAUCGACGCCGUCAACGCCGCGCACGGCGGGAGGUUUUCCGUCCGGGCCACCAACGGAGCCGGACAAGCCACCAGCACCGCCGAACUCGUCGUUACAGCCGGCCUUAAACUCGCCAUUGCCCUCAAAACCAAGUCGUCGCACCUUCUCAAUAUCUCUUUCAAGACCCCAGCGGAGACGUCGCCUCCCGGUUUUCUUCAGAGACUCCAGAGCUCCAUCGUGCGGCAGGGCAGUCAGGUGAGACUCGGCGUCCGAGUCACCGGCAUCCCGCCGCCCGCCGUCACGUUCUACCGAGAGGGAGCCGAGAUUCAGAGCUCGCCCGACUUCACCAUCGUCCGCGAUGGAGACGCGUACAGUCUGCUGAUCGCCGAGGCCUUCCCGGAAGACUCCGGGUCGUACUCGGUGGCGGCCAUCAACAGCAGCGGGCGAGCCACGUCCACCGCAGAGCUGCUGGUUCACGGCGAGGAAGUCGUCCCAGCCAAGAAAACCAAGACCCUGGUUUCCACUUCACAGAUCAGUCAUCAGACCAGAGUGGAGCAGUCUUUCAGCCUUUCCGGUUUCAAUCAGAGAACGGAUGCCAGUUUACCGAGCACGGCCACUCUGGAGAUGCAGGCGGAGGGCGCGGAGGUGGCGGAGCUCCUGGCCCACAAAAGCGCAUCCAGAGCGGCUCUCCAAGACACAAGCUCCACGCCCGCUCCGGCGUCGGCCGUCGCCAGGGUGACGGUGGGGCGGCAGCAGUCGGCGUCGCCUGUCAGACACGUCAAAGCACCCGUGUCCGCACCCGGCGGAGUCGCCGCGUCCCCGAUGGUCACGCUGCAGCUGGGCGGCGGCUCCGAUGUCCUUCCUCCCUGGAAGCAGGCGGGCUUCCUGACCGAGGCCGACUACGGCGACGGCGGCGUGGCUCAGUCGGACCGGGAACAGCACCUCGUCGGCAUCGCGCAGGCGCAGGAAGAAGAUGCCGCAACUCCCCCCGGUGACGGCGCGCUCCCGCCCGUCCUGGUUUCCGCUUUGAAGAACACAACCGUGACGGAAGGCGAGUGCGUGGCGCUGGAGUGCCAGAUCGGCGGCCAGCCCGCCCCCGUCAUCAUGUGGUUCCGAGAGGACUACCGGAUCGAGAGCUCGGCGGACUUCCACAUCGGCUACGACCGCGACGGCCGCGCCCGCCUGUUGAUCCGCGAGAUCGGCGGCCACCCCGCCCCCGUCAUCAUGUGGUUCCGAGAGGACUACCGGAUCGAGAGCUCGGCGGACUUCCACAUCGGCUACGACCGCGACGGCCGCGCCCGCCUGUUGAUCCGCGAGGCCUUCGCCGAGGACAGCGGCCGCUUCACGUGCACCGCCACCAACCAGGCCGGAACCCUCAGCACUUCCUGCUACCUCCUGGUCCAGGUGUCCGAGGACACGGAGAGCCGAGAGGAUGUCGCCGACGAAGCGGAAGAGAAACUAGUCUCCCGGGAAGAAGAAAGCACGUCCCAGGUGAGCGCGGUUGAGCCCGAAUCCCGCGCCGUCGCUCCUUUCUUCGUCAAGACUCCCGGCGUCCAGAAGCUGGUCGAGGGAGCAAGUGUGGUCUUCCGAUGCCAAGUCGGGGGGAGCCCCGCGCCGCACGUCAUCUGGAAGAAGGGCGGCGUCCCGCUCACCGGCGGAUACAGAUACCAAGUUGCCUCCCACAAGGAGAGCGGCGUUUGCCAGCUGCUCAUGUCCAUGACUUUUGCCGACGACGCCGGAGAAUACUGCGUCCUUGCCAGGAACCGGCUCGGAGAGGCGUCCGCCACCGCCAGGCUGCUGGAGGAAGAUGAAUACGAAGCCUAUGUGAAGAAACAAGAGGCGAGCUCUCAGAUGGCAGUCGAAGCGCCGGCGCGGGAGCCCCUGGUCGGAGACGUUGCCCCCGCCAUGACCGGAAGGGACAAGAUGAGCGCCACGCUUAUUUCUGGAGAGGAUUUCCAGCUGUCUCUCAUCGAGCGGCGCAUCAUGGAGGAGAUUGAGCUGAGCAUCCUGAGGAUCACUUACGAAGAGCUGCUGGCGGAGGACGGCGAGCGGACGGAGAUUUGCGCAGACCGCGAGGCCAUGGCGCCCACCUUUGACACGCUGGUGAAGAACUACCGCAUCGCGGAGGGAAUGGGCGUCACCUUCCACUGCAGGAUGCUCGGAGUGCCGGCGCCCAAGAUGGCCUGGUUCAAAGACGGUCAGCGCAUCGGCGCCGGCGGGCGCUACCAGCAGGAAGUUCUUCCGGACGGACGCGCCAUCCUGCGACUGGCCGCCGUUCUCCCCGAGGACGAGGGCGUGUACAGCGCCUUGGCCAGCAACGUGAAGGGAAACGCCGUCAGCUCCGGGAAGCUCUACGUGGAACCUUCCGGAAGCGCGUCGCCCCACGCGUACGCGGCGCGGCAGCCGGCCGCGCGGAGGAUCCGGUCCACGUCGCCUCGGUCACCGAGCCACUCGCCGGACCCUCCCCUCAGUCGCUCUCCCAGUCCUUCUCCCGGACCUUCUCUGGCCCGAAGGCUCGUCGAUACGGACGCGGCUCAGCUGGACAGACUCUACAAGCCCGUUUUCGUCGUGAAGCCCGUCUCGUGUCAGUGCUCCGAAGGGCAAACCGCCAGAUUUGACCUGAAGGUGGUCGGCAGACCCAUGCCCGACACGUACUGGUUCCACAACGGACAACCGGUGGCCAGCGAUCAAAGCCACAAGAUUGUGAUUAAAGAGGACGGUACUCAGUCCCUGAUCGUCACCCCGGCCAUGCCGCGUGACUCGGGCGAGUGGACGGUGGUCUCUCAGAACAGGGCCGGACGCUCAUCCAUCUCAGUCACGCUCGCCGUCGAUGCCAAAGAAAGUUUGCUGCGCCCGCAGUUCACGGACAGGCUGAGGAACAUCAGCGUGAAACAAGGAACUUUGGUGCAACUGGCCGUCAGAGCCAUCGGGAACCCCUUGCCGGAAAUUGUCUGGCUCAAAGACAGCGACAUUGUCACGCCUCGCAAGCAUCCGCACAUCGAGAUCGAAGGAACCAGAGGAGAAGCGACGUUCCGGAUCCCGUCGGCGUCAGCUUCAGACAGCGCCUGGUACACGGCCACGGCCAUCAACAAAGCCGGCCGGGACACCGCCCGCUGCAGAGUCAACGUGGAGACGGACUACCCCGAGCCGCAGCCCGAGAGGAAGCUGAUCAUCACCAAAGGGACCUACAAGGCCAAAGAGAUCGCCGCCCCCGAGCUGGAGCCCCUGCACCUCCGCUACGGCCAGGAGCAGUGGGAGGAGGGAGACCUUUACGACAAAGAGAAGCAGCAGAAGCCGCAAUUCAAGAAGAAGCUGACGUCCGUCCGGAUGAAGAAGUUCGGCCCCGCUCACUUUGAGUGCAGGCUGACCCCCAUCGGCGACCCCACCAUGGCGGUGGAGUGGCUCCACGACGGCAAGCCCCUGGAGGCCGCCAACCGCCUGCGCAUGGUCAACGAAUUUGGCUACUGCAGUCUGGACUACGAGGUGGCGUACGCGCGCGACAGCGGCGUCAUCACCUGCAGGGCCAGCAACAAGUUCGGAGCGGACCAGAAUUCGGCCACCCUCAUCGUCAAGGACGAGAAGGGCCUGGUGGAGGAGAGCCAGCUGCCCGAAGGAAGGAUCGGCGCGCACAGGAUGGAGGAGAUGGAGCGCGUGGCCCACGAGGGCGCGCCCGCGGGCGUGGCCGCCGACGAGCGCGCCGAAAAGACCAAACCGGACAUCGUCCUCCUCCCGGAGCCGACCCGGGUGCUGGAAGGCGACGUCGCCCGAUUCCGCUGCAGAGUGACCGGUUACCCCGCGCCCAAGGUCAACUGGUACCUCAACGGACAGCUCAUCCGCAAGAGCAAGCGCUACCGACUGCGCUACGACGGCAUCUACUACCUGGAGAUCGUGGACGUCAAGUCCUACGACACGGGCGAGGUCAGGGUGGUUGCGGACAACAACCUCGGCUCCACCGAGCACACCGUUAAGCUGGAGAUCGAGCAGAGGGAGGACUUCAGGACGCACCUUCGUCGGGUCCCUGAGCCCAAAGCGACCGAGACUCUGCCGGAACCGGGAAGGAUGCCCUUUGAGGUGGUGAAAGUGGAGCGAGACUCGGAUGACGGUCGGCAGAGAGAGAUCGUCAAGUUGAAGAAAGCCCAGAGGAUUAUUCACGCAAAAGCCACCGAGGAGUCGGAGGAGCUGAGAAGCAAGUUCAAGCGCCGCACGGAAGAGGGCUAUUUCGAGUCCAUCACGGCCGUGGAACUCAAGUCUCGCAAGCGAGACGAAUCCUAUGAGGAUCUUCUGAGGAAGACAAAGGAAGACCUCCUUCAUCGAGCCGCGGAGAAGGAGGAGGAAGAGAGGAAGAAAGAGGAAGAGCGAGGCCGGCUCGCCGCCAAGCCACUCAAACCGGAAAGGGUCAAGCUCUCGGCGAGCAUGGAAGCUCCCAAAAUCCUGGAGCGCAUCUCCAGUCAGACGGCGGCGCGAGGGGACGAGGUCAAGUUCAGGGUCCGGGUCGUCGGCAAACCGGAGCCCGAGUGCCAGUGGUUCAAGAACGGCGUUCAACUGGAGAAGAGCGAGCGGCUUUAUUGGUUCUGGCCCGAAGACCAUUUGUGCGAGCUGGUCAUCCGAGACGUCACCCCGGAAGACUCGGCCAGCGUCAUGGUCAAAGCCGUCAACUCUGCCGGCGAGACCUCCAGCCACGCUUUCCUCCUGGUGCAAGCAAAACAAGUCGUCGCCUUCACGCAGAAGUUGGACGACAUCAACGCCAAGGAGAAAGACACCAUGGCCACCUUUGAGUGCGAAACCAACGAACCCUUCGUCAAGGUCAAAUGGUUGAAGGACAACUGCGAGAUCGUCUCCGGAGACAAGUACAGGAUGCACUCGGACCGGAAAGCCCACAUGCUGUCCGUGCUCAUGCUGGAAACGCGAGACGACGGCGAAUAUUCCUGCGUGGUCGUCGACGACCAACUGGUCAGAACCAGCGGCAAGCUGAACGUGGAAGGAGCCCCGCUGGAGAUCCUGAAAGCCCUCGAGAACGCGGAGGUGCCCGAGACCUACUCCGGAGAGUUCGAGUGCGAGGUUUCCCGCGAGGAUGCCGAGGGGGCCUGGUUCUUCGGGGCCCGGCGGCUGUCCUCCAGCAACAAGCACGUCAUCUCGUCACGGCGCGGACGCCACAGCCUGUCGGUCAAAGACGUCAACAAGGCCGACCAGGGACAAUACUCCUUCGCCGUGGGUGAUUUGAAGAUGCACGCUUCCCUCAAGAUGAAAUACCGCCCGGUGACCCUGCUGCAGCCUCUCGCCGAUUUGACCGUCUGCGAGGGGGACGUUGCUCAGAUGGAGGUCAAGUUUUCCCAAGGGAACGUCGAAGGCGCCUGGACGAAGGACGGCCAAGCCGUGGCCGUUUCGGACCGCGUGCGCGUGGUUAUCGACAAACAGAUCCACAGACUCGUCAUCGAGGACGCCGGGGAGGACGACUUUGGCGUCUACUCCUUUGAAGUUCCUACUCAGGGGAUCUCCACCGCCGCCAAGCUGACCAUCCGCACGAUCGGGAUCCUCAUCCCGCUGAAGGACACGAGCGCGGUCGAAGGCACCAAGACCGUUCUGGAGGCCAAAAUCUCGGCUCAGGACAUCAGCUCGGUCACGUGGUACCACGAUGGCGAACGGAUGACGCCCGGCGACCGGGUCCAGAUGGUGGCCAAGGGAGCCAAGCAGCGCCUCGUCUUCAGUCGGACCUUUGCCUCGGACGAAGGUCGCUACAAGCUGGCGGUCGGCCGGGCCGACACCGGCUGCGGAUUGUCCGUGCAGACUGUCCAGAUCGUGAGCGGGAUGAAGGACGAGACGUGCGCGGAGUCGGAGAACGUGACUUUUGAAGUGGAAGUGUCUCACCCCGGCAUCGACGCCUUCUGGACUUUCAAGGGGCGGCCGCUCAAAGCGGGAGGCAAAUUCAAGAUGGAGUCCAAAAGCACAUCGCACACUCUGACCGUCCUCAAUGCCACCAAGGACGAAGAGGGCGAAUUCACCUUUGCCGCCGGCGAGAAGACGUGCGCCGCUUUGCUCACCGGGCGGCCGCUCAAAGCGGGAGGCAAAUUCAAGAUGGAGUCCAAAAGCACAUCGCACACUCUGACCGUCCUCAAUGCCACCAAGGACGAAGAGGGCGAAUUCACCUUUGCCGCCGGCGAGAAGACGUGCGCCGCUUUGCUCACCGUCUCAGGAGGCGCUAUCAAGAAGCCUCUUCGGGACUCGGUGGUAGCCGACUCGCAGACGGCCGAGCUCUCGUGCGAGGUCGCCAACCCGUCCGCGGAAGGCAAGUGGCUGAAAGACGGCCAGCCGCUGGACUUCAACGACAACGUCCUCGGCCGGGUCGACGGGUGCGUCAGAAGCCUCGUCAUCGUCAUCGCCAAAGCCGGCGACGUUGGAGAGUACGCCUACCAGAUUGCGAGCUCCAAGACCUCGGCCUACCUCAAAGUCGAAGCCGUGAAGGUGAGGAAGACUUUGAAGAACUUGAACGUGGUCCAGACGCAAGACGCCGUCUUCAGCCUGGAGCUGACCCACGAAAACGUCAGGGGAGCCCAGUGGAUCAAGAACGGAGUGGAGAUCAAGCCAAGCGACAAAUACCAAAUCGGCGUCAGCGGCACCGCGCACACCUUGACCAUCGUCGACUGCGCGGCCCAGGACGAGUCCGUUUAUUCUUUCAAGCUGGGGAAACUGUCGGCCAGCGCCAGGUUGAACGUCGAAACCAUCAAGAUCCUGAAGAAGCCCAAGGACGUCACUUCGCUCCCGGGAGCCGCCGCCGUUUUCGAGCUGGCCGUCUCGGAGGACGACGUUCCGGUCAAGUGGCUGUUCAACAACUUGGAGCUGGAGGCCAACGAGCACUACGGGAUGACCUCGGAGAAGAAGGCGCACCAACUGGUGGUCCGGGACGUGGACGGAAGCAAAGAGGGGGAGUACACGGCGGCGGUCGGCCAUCUGCGCUGCAGCGCUCGCCUCGCCGUCGACGCUCUUCGCGUGACCAAACCCCCGAAGAGCGCCACGGUGGCCGAGACCCAGUCGGCCACCUUCGAGUGCGAGGUGUCCCACUUCAACGUGCCGUCCGCCUGGCUGAAGAACGGCGCGAAGAUCCAGAUGAGCGACAACUUGCGCAUGACGGCGCGGGGAAAAGUCCACCAGCUCAAUAUCGUCGACGCCGGCGGGGCCGACGCGGCCGAGUACGCCUUCGUGUGCGGUGACGACCGCGUGUCGGCCACGCUCACCGUCAGCCCCAUCGUCAUCUCGGCCGCGCUUCAGGACAUCAACGCUCGGGAGAAGGACGCGGUCACCUUCGAAGUCAACGUCAACCACGAGGGAAUCUGCCCCAAGUGGCUGAAGAACGGCGCCGAGAUCCGCUCCAGCGACAGAUGCCAGGCCCGCUGCAAGCGGCAAGCGCACACGCUCAGCAUCCGCAGCGUUCACUUCGGAGACGCCGCCGAGUACGCCUUUGUGGCGGGACAGAAUUCCGCCUUUGGGGGGGAACGGGCGCGCCCCGCCGCAAAACUCUCCGUGGAGGCUCGGGUGGUUGAAUUCAGCAAACACCUGAAGGACUUGAAGAUCACAGAAAAGAAGAGAGCGACCUUUGAAUGUGAAGUUUCUGACGCCGACGUGCCGGUCGUGUGGAUGAAGGACGGUCAGGAGCUGGAGCCGUCCGACAGAUACAAGAUGACCUCGGAGACCUUUGCGCACCGCUUGGUUUUGCCGUCCGUCCGGCCGUCCGACUCCGGAGAGUACGCCGCCGUGGCCGGCUCCGGCGUGUCCAAGGGGAACCUGACGGUGGAGGGACGGGACAUCAAGAUCUCGGAGCCCGCCGCCAGAAACGUGACCGUUGUCGAGGGACAAAGAGCGACGUUGGAGUUCGAAGUGAGCGAGGACGACGCGGAAGGCCGCUGGCUGCGCGACGGCGCGGAGAUCCGGCUAGCCGAGGAGCGGCGCUUCAGCUACGUGGCCAUCGGGAAGCUGCACCGCCUGACCGUCGCCGAAACCUACCGCGGCGACGCCGGCGAGUACGCCUUCGUCGCCGGGAAGAACAGCGGCGUCGUCGGCCUUCACGUGCAAAUCCCCGAAGCCCCUCAGGUGCUUGAGCCCAUGCGGCCUCAGACGGCGACGGCGGGCCAAUCGGUUCGCUUCUCGGUGCGGGUGAGCGGGCUGCCCCCGCCUCAGGUGACCUGGUACCGGGGCUCCCGGCCUCUGAGCGCCGGCGCCGCCUGCCAGUUCCUGCGCCACCUGGACGAGCACGCGCUGCUGCUGCCGGAGGUUUCCCCGGAGGACGCCGCCGUCUACGGCUGCCGGGCCGAAAACGACUUCGGGGAGGCCGCCUGCUCGGCGUCCCUCCACGUGGAAGCGGCCCGAGAAAGCGCGGCCCGGGUGGCCGCUCCGCUGCUGCUUUCUCCCAUGAGGGACGUCCUGGUGACGGCGGGCCGCUCGGCCCUUUUGGAGUGCGCCGUCUCUGGGGAAGAUCUGCAAGUCAGCUGGUUGCGGAACGGCCGAGAGCUGGCGCAAUCGGAGCCCUUCCAGAUGUCUCGAUGCGGAGACGUCUGCCGCUUGAGCAUUUCCGGCGUGGCCUUUGAGCACGAAGGAGAGUACUCGUGCGUGGCCGCCAACUCGGGGGGGACGCUGACGUGCGAGGCCGCUCUCCACGUGGACGAUGAACAAGCCUUCGCUCGCACCUGGACCGAGACUAAGCUCAGUCAAAGGCACGAGACUCAGAGCGUCACCGAGCUGACCGAGUCGUAUUCGGAGAGCUCCAGCACGUCUUGGCGGACGCUCGCCGUCGAAACGGAGCGCUCGGAGCAGGGCCUCGAAAGCCGAGCGCCCCUGAAGCCCCGCCCGCUGAUGGAGCUGCGAGACAUCCGCGUGAAAAGCGGCGAGAUGGCCGAGUUCGUGUGCUCCUUCGACGGGCAGCCCUUCGUCGGGGUGGUUUGGGAUCACGACGGCCGGGAGCCGCUCGGAGAACGGGCGCGGAGCUCCCAGAGCGGCGGGCUCUUGUCCCUGGUCAUCCGGGGCGUGAGUCCGGCCGACCAGGGCGUGUACCGCUGCACCGCCACCAACCGGCACGGCCGCGGCAGCUCGUCCGCUCGCCUCACCGUGGAAGCUAAAGAGGCAAAUGCCAAAGACCAGCGCGCCGUUGUGGCAGAUUCGGUGCACGCGGCUUCACGGGCGGCCGGGGAGAGCGCAAAAGACCCCGCCGAGAGCCCGGACCAGGAAAAGACGGCGGAUGAGCCGGGAUCCCCGCCUCCGUACUCGCAGCUGUACUUCCUCAACGGCUUUCCCGACGUCCGUCUGCGCGGCCCGCCGGACUUCCUCGUCCGGAUCCCCCGAGAGCCGCCGGCGCGCGGCCCUUGGGGCCCUUGGGGCCCUUGGCCGCGUCGCGGCCAAGGGGGGCUUCCCGCUCCGUUUGCCGUUUGGCUUUACGGCCGCUUGAAUAUUGCGGCUCCCGCGUCCUACUCACGCAAACGCGACGGCCCCCUGUGCUGUAUGAGCGCCGGACCCGGACAGGGGGGCUCUUUGUCUUUCCAAACCUCAGCCCGGGAUGUUGGCUGCGGCUUGAUGACCAAAGUGACGCUGGACAAGAGGGCACCUGUGAUCCAAGUCCGGGAGGACGUCUCAGUCUCAGCGCUCCAGACGGCGAAGCCCGUGUUCAAGCGCUCGCCGGUCCCCGUGGAGAUCAACGCCGGCGGCGCGGCCAGGUUCGAGUGCGAAACCGCGGAUGCCGGCGAAGUGCGCUUCAAGUGGUUCAAAGACGGAAGGCUCAUCAAAGAGGGGGAGCGCUUCAGGAUUAUCAGUCGCACGACCGCCUCCUCCCUCGAGCUUUUGAGCGCCACCGAGGACGAUGCCGGCGAGUACGGCUGCGAGGCGUCCAACAGGCACGGCGCCGACCGAUGCUCCGCCGCGCUCAACGUGACAGAGCGGGCGCUUCCUCCGGCCUUCAUCAAGCGCCCGCCAGAGUCCAUGACGGAUUGGGCGGGCAAGACGGUCGCCAUGGAGUCUCGGGUUUCCGGCUCCCAGCCACUGAAAGUCAGCUGGGUCAAGGACAACGAAGAAAUCCGCCCUUCGGCCAAAUACGACGUCAUCUUCGAGAACAACGCGGCCGCGCUGUUCGUGCGAGACGCCGACGUGUCGGACUGCGGCGUGUACACUUGCGAGGCCUCCAACGAGGAAGGGAAAGCUUCCUGUCGGGUCGCUCUCACCAUCUCAGAAAGCGCAAAGCCUCCCAAAUUUGACGUGCCGCUGCAGCCGGCGACGCUGACCGAGGGCGAUGAUUUGAGCCUGAAAUGUCACGUCGGCGGCACUCCCCCACUCACCGUCAACUGGAUGAAGGACAGGCGGGAGCUGAGGCCCGACCCCGGCACCGAGAUCACCUUUGUGAGCGGAACUCCUUGGCUGCGAAUCAGCCAAGUCAGCAAAAGCGCCGCGGGAGAUUAUCUGUGCAAGGCCAGCAACUCCGCCGGGACGGACUUCUGCAAGGCGAAAGUCACCAUCAAAGAAUCCAAGGCCGCCCUUGCCGUCUCCGCUCCCGCCGCCGCCGCCGCCGCGCCCGCCCCCACGAAACAUCCAGACAGCCCUUUCUUCAUCGAAGAGCCAAAGAAUGUUUCUGUCGCAGAGAUGAGCUCGGCCACUUUUAUCGCCAAGAUCGGAGGCGAGCCCAUCCCCAGCGUGAAGUGGAUGAAGGGCAAGUGGAGGGAAGUCACCCCCGGCGGGCGCAUCUCCCUGCAGCACAAGGGCCGCGAGGCCAAACUGGAGAUCCGCGAGGCGACCGCGUCGGACUCGGGCCAGUACCGCUGCGUGGCCUCAAACAAGCACGGCGAGAUCCAGUGCUGCGCCGAGAUGGCCGUGACCAAAAAAGAGCGAGCGCCGGAAGACAUCAGAAUACAUUUGAAGAAGACCCCCUCGAAGCAGAAGAGCCCCAAAAAAGAAGAACAGAUCAACUUGGUGGAGUUGCUGCGAGGUCAAGAGCCCAAAAACUACGAGAAGAUUCUGAGGGAGCACCACGUUCACGACUACCGGGCCAUCCUUCAAGCGGUGGAGCUCCUAAAGCAGGAGAAGCAGACGGAAGCUCAACAUGCGGAGGCGCGACGUGACGAGCGGGUAGACGAAGAAGAAGACGUGAUGCGCCUCAUCCGGCAGCUGGAGGGACGCCUGGACACGGAGCCCGUCACCGUCACGGAGGACAUCAGUGACCAGAGCACAUGUGAAAACGAAAGCGCCACGUUUCACUGCCAGAUCAGGAUCAACUACCCGGAGAUCACCUUGACCUGGUACAAAGGAAACCAGAAAUUGGAGGAUGGCGAGAAAUACAGCAUCAGCAGCGACGGCGAACGCCACAGCCUGAAGAUCCACCACUGCCGGGCCGGAGACCGGGGCGACUACCGGCUGGUCUGCGGUCCUCACGUCUCCAACGCCAAGCUCGCCGUCUCCGAGCUGCCCGUCAAAUGGAUCAAAGAGUUGGAACCGGAGACCACGUGCUGCAAGGGUCAGCCCAUGUACCUGACCUGCGAGCUCAACAAGGAGAGGGACGUCGUCUGGAAGCGCAACGGCGUCAAACUGAAGAGGACGGCCGGCAAGUUGGCCAUCAACAUCAUCGGCUUGCAGCACGCCGUCACCAUCCAGAACGCCGUCGAGGAAGACACCGGCGUCUACACUUGCGAGGUGGACGUGCCGGACGGCAUCAAGACCAGCACCAACGUCGUCGUCACCGAGAUGAUCAAAGACUGGUUGGUGAAGCCUCUGAGAGAUCAACACGUGAAACCGAGAUCGAGCGCCAUCUUCAGGUGUCAGCUCUUCAAAGACACGCCCAACUGGAAGUGGCUGAAAGGCGAGACGGAGCUGGUGCCUUCCGACAAGGUGGAGAUCAGCAAGGACGGCAUCACCAUGAUGCUCACCAUCAACAACUGUCAGCCCGACGACGUGUCGGAAUACACCUUUGCUGUGGAGGACCGCAAAUACGUGGCCAAACUGACCCUGGGAGAGCGCCAGGCGGAAAUCUUGAAACCGCUGGCCAGCGUGGAAGUGGUGGAAAAGGAAGAAGCCCGCUUUGACACGGAAAUUUCAGAGGAUGACGUUGUCGGGGAAUGGAAACUUCAGGGACAAGUGCUGAGCAGAUCUCCGACGUGCGACAUUAAAGUGGACGGCAACAAACGUUUCCUGACUUUGAAGAACGUCCAGUUGGAUCAAGCGGGAGAAGUGUCCUACCAGGCUUUAAAUGCUAUCACCAGCGCCAUGCUGACCGUCAAAGAAAUCGAAAUGGGCUUUGUGGAGCCUCUGAAGGACGUUUCGGUUCCUGAAAAGAAACAAGCCAAAUUUGAAUGCACCCUCACCAAGGAGGUGCCCAAGGUGAUGUGGUUCAGGGGCGCGGAAGUCGUGACCCCGGGCCCUAAAUAUGAGAUCAUUGACGACGGAAACAAACACAUGCUGAUCAUAAACUGUUGCGAGUUUGACGACGAGUCCGACUACACCGUCGAGGUAUCGGCUCUGAAAUCCACAGCUCGGCUUUCGGUGGAAGGCCUGAGGCUUAAGAUUGUCAGGCCGCUGGAGGACCAGACGGUCAAAGAGGGCAAAACGGCUCGCUUUGAGCUCGAGCUGACUCACGACGACGUACCGGUGACCUGGUACCGAAACGAAGUCAAGCUCCACGUGAGCAGAACGGUGAUCGCGCACGUGGAGGGAAAGAAGCACGUUCUUGAAAUGAGGAUGUUGACGCUCGACGAUACCUGCCAGAUCAAGGCGGAGGCCAAAGGAAUAAGCUCAGUGGCGAAGCUCACGGUUCUCGAGGGCGACGCCGUGUUUGUCGUGAAACUGCAAGACCACACGGCCACGGAGAAAGAGCAGGUUUCUCUGGACUGUGAGCUCAACAAAGACGUCCCCGUCGUUUGGUAUCACGAAGAGAAGGAGAUCAUCGCCUCCAAGACGGUGCUGCUCAAGUCCGAGGCGACUCGGCGAUCUUUGGUCUUGAGGAAGGCGGAGCUGAGCAGCAAAGGAAAGUACACGUGCGACUGCGGCACCGACAAGACGGUAGCCGACCUCACCGUCGAAGCUCGCGAGAUCAAGCUCCUUCGACCCCUUUACGGCGUGGAGCUCUUCGACGGGGAAACGGCUCGUUUCGAGGCGGAGAUCUCCGAGGACGACGUUCACGGCCAGUGGAUGCUGAACGGCCAAGUCCUGAACGCUUCCUCCGAUGUGGACAUCGUGGAGGAGGGAGGCAAGCACACGCUGAUCCUGUACAACUGCAAAGUGCCCAUGAGCGGGGAGGUGGCGUACGCCGCCGGCAACGCCAAAUGCGCCGCCAGCCUGAAAGUCAAAGAACUUCCUCUCAACUUCCUGACGCCGCUGAGCGACGUGCACGUGCUUGAGAAGGACCCCGCCAGAUUCGAGCUGGAAGUGUCCAGAGCUCCCAAGUCUUUCCGCUGGCUGAAGGCUUCGCAGGAGCUGCGGAGCGACGACAAGUACGAGAUCAUCCGAGACGGGAACUCGCACGCGCUGCUGGUCCGCUCGGCCGCCUACGAAGACGAGGCCAAGUACGCCUUUGAGGCCGAGGACAAGAGGACGAGCGGCAAGCUGGUCAUUAAAGGAAUCCGCUUGGAGUUUGUCAAAGGCAUCAAGGACGUGACGGUGAAGGAGCGCGAAACAGCCGAGUUCAGCGUGGAGCUCUCGCACGAAAACAUCCCCGUGGUUUGGUUCAAGAACGACGUGCGACUUCACCCCGGAAAGGCGGUCCACAUGACGGACCGCGGCGCGGUGCACACGCUGACCUUCAGGGAGGUUGCCCUCGACGACACGGCCAUGAUCAAGGUGGAGGCGGCUGACAAGAGCGCCGGCGCCAUGCUCACCGUCAUCGAGGGCGACCCGUACUUCACCGGCAAGCUGCAGAACCGCACGGCGGUGGAGAAGGACCAAGUGAAGCUGGAGUGCGAGCUGAGCAAGGCGUCGGCCGACGUCAGAUGGUUCCACAACGGCGAGGAGCUCACGCCCUCCAAGAACGUCAGCGUCGGCGUCGAAGGCCAAAAGCGAAUCCUGGUCAUCCGCAAGGCCGAGAUGAGCGACGCCGGAGAAUACGCUUGCGACUGCGGCACCGACACGACGCGCGCGCUUCUCAUCGUUGAAGAGCGCGACAUCAAGGUGGUGCGUCCGCUGUACAGCGUGGAGGUCACGGAGACGGAGACGGCCAAGUUUGAGACGGAGAUUUCCGAGGACGAUGUCCCGGGACACUGGAAGCUGAAAGGAGAAGCGUUGCAGCAGUCGGCCGAUGUGGAAAUCAAGGCGGAGGGCCCCAAACAUCUUCUGAUCCUCUACAACGUGCGCAUGGACAUGGCGGGAGGUGUGGAGUUCUCAGCGGGCAACGCCAAAUCAAACGCUCAGCUGCGAGUGAAAGCGAUUGGACGCUGA